AGAACGGACAUGUUGUGUUAGAGAUCCCUCCGACUACGAAGGCUACGCUCCUCACAAUGCAUCGCCAGGCCGUCCUGCGUCUGGCUCGCCAGACCGGCGCUUUCCCCCUGGGUGAAUUGCCUCCCCCAUACCUCGCCCCGUCCCUCCAUUUCUCUCUCAACCGGUCGCCGGCCCAGGCCUCGAACUUUUCGUCCACCGCUGCCGCCGCGGGCCACGGACGUGACCUGAGCAAGUCUCGCGGUGUGUCCGCCAUCCACCGCACCGGCCCGAAAUUCAAGCUGGGUGUGUCGAAGUACCCAUUGCCCAAGCCCGUCGCUCGCGGCGAAGUCGAAAAGCGUCACCCUACCCCCGACCAUGGACUCUGGGGAUUCUUCCCCAAGGACCGACAGGCAUUGAGCAGCCCGGAAUAUGAUACCGCCCACGGUCGUUCAUGGUCGAUUCAGGAACUCCGCGAGAAGUCGUGGGAUGACCUCCACUCUCUGUGGUGGGUCUGCGUCAAGGAGCGCAACCGCAUAGCCACCUCCAACUUGGAGAGAGAGAGACUGAAGGCCGGUUAUGGUGAAUACGAGGCGAACGAGCGAGACCGUGUGGUUCGCGUUACGCAAAACGGCAUCAAGCACGUUCUGCGAGAAAGAUGGUACGCUUGGGAAGAUGCUCAGAAGCUUUACAAGAAUGGAUACCGGCCGCAGCAUGAAGGUACUCAGGAUGCAUCCUACCCUGCGAAGUCUGGGGAUUCUGAGAACCUUGAGAAGCCUGAGCGGGCUGAGAAAGCGUAAAUUCCACCAUUGGUUAUGUCAUUGAAGACACAGUUCGGGGCUCUAUUGACGGAAAUCCACCUUACUGGUCUUGUAUUAUUGUAUGUAGUAUAGUUUGCAACUUCCCCUUUUUUUACCAUGCAUUGGCUUGCUUCAGAAUCUAUACAUUGCGCUCAGAUCAUAG
This is a messenger RNA of Aspergillus brunneoviolaceus CBS 621.78, 939 nucleotides long. It is a transcript of the gene mrpl4, whose product is annotated as mitochondrial 54S ribosomal protein uL29m. NCBI's taxonomy places the organism in Eukaryota, Fungi, Ascomycota, Eurotiomycetes, Eurotiales, Aspergillaceae. The transcript is spliced from 3 exons. Gene Ontology annotation, cellular component: mitochondrial large ribosomal subunit; mitochondrial ribosome. The coding region runs from base 57 to 776 and encodes 239 amino acids. Gene Ontology annotation, molecular function: structural constituent of ribosome. Gene Ontology annotation, biological process: mitochondrial translation. The record is from RefSeq and is a predicted model, not a curated record.